Cercospora beticola is the source of this 1688-nucleotide messenger RNA. It is a transcript of the gene GPI17, whose product is annotated as GPI-anchor transamidase GPI17. Gene Ontology annotation, cellular component: GPI-anchor transamidase complex. The record is from RefSeq and is a predicted model, not a curated record. Gene Ontology annotation, biological process: attachment of GPI anchor to protein. NCBI's taxonomy places the organism in Eukaryota, Fungi, Ascomycota, Dothideomycetes, Mycosphaerellales, Mycosphaerellaceae.
GCGCGUCUCAGCAUCAACAACCACCAAGUCGACGGCCACGAUGGACGGGAACAAGACUGCAGCUGAUGAUGAUGUUCCCCAUGAGCUGCCGUCAGAGCCCCGCAGUGCGAUAACGACACGACGUCUGGUCAUACUCGCCUUCUGGGCUGUCGUAGUGCUCUUCGGGCUUCCGCACUGGACAUGGACUACUUCGAUACCCCGAUCUUCGCUGCCGCUAGAGGCCAUGAAUGCGUGGGCAGAAGGAACUGCUUGCCAAUUGCAGUAUCCGAUGAACAUCCAACUGCAAGCUCCUAGCGUAAUGACAUCGCAGCAAGCCUUGGCACUUGCUGCGAACAUCGAGACUGUGCUGAAUGCACAAAAGGAGCUGCCUUUACAUCGAUUCGCCGUCUCUACUUCCAACGUGACAGCACACGACUCUGCAUUGACAGUCAUUCUCGAAUCUGACAAGGCGUCGAGGGUGUCGCUGCGGUCAUGGGAGCCGGUCUUAGAUGUCAAGCUGGACCUUCAACCGCCAGUCAACAUAGGCGAAGUCGCGCCGUUCAUUGCGCAAGAGAUAACUCGGGUGUUCUGGGAUGAAAGUGUCUCACUCGAGUACCUGCUCAGAGGAACCAAAUUCGCCCAGGGCGGAGUCUCCGGCCAACUUGAUCCUUUUCAACAGCAAAGGCUGGACAGUCGUACCACGCGUGCAUUCAAGGCUGCCCCGAGCUACCAUAUCACUUUCUCGUUGUUCACCCCAGGCGCGACCCCUUCGGCAUGGUCAGUCGACGAAGCCUUGCAAGCAUAUGUUUCGCCUCUCCUACAGUCCCUAUCAUCGAUCAGUAACUUCACCAUCGAUACACAAGUGCAACUAUAUGCUUCCUCCAGCCCAUCGAUAGCCGGACCUGUUUACGACGACGCCAAGAAAGCGUGGAUCUUGAGUGCAAGUGAUCUCACUGGCUUCGUGAACGCGGCUGAAUGGCCACUGAACCCCAGUAUUGGAGCUGGUCCAACAAUCAAUUUCGUGCUUUACGUCCCGGCCCCUGAUAAGAGUCCUCUAAUUAUCGAAGAUGAUGCUGGCACUAGUUGGAUCAUUCCUCAAUGGGGCGGAAUACAGAUUCACAAUGAUCAAAGCAGAUUGUCAGGCGAGCUCAGUCUUGACGACCUGCGAUCGGACAUGGUCAUAUUUGCAGACCAGCUAACAGCGCUCCUGGGUGUCCCGCAAUCGCCACCUUCUCUGUCCCUGAAGAUUGCCAGUCUGACCCGCGAGAGAACAACGUCGCUUAUUCAGUCUGCCUCGUCGACGCUGGGUGCUCUUUCCAGGCUCACGCUCAAGCUCACAUCCAUUGCUAUUCCGGACUCAGUCGCCACCUCAGUUGAUGAAACACUUAAUCGACUUGAUUUGGCAUGCGAUGACUUGCGACAAGGCCGUUUCCAAAGUGCGUUGGCCAACGCUCGUAUCGCUGAACAGCAGGUCGAAGGAGCGUUUUUCUCGCCAAGCAUGAUAUCGCAGGUCUACUUCCCAGAAGAACAUAAGGUCGCUGUCUAUGUGCCUUUGCUUGGCCCAAUGGCAGUACCGUUACUUAUGUCUGGACUAAAGGAACUUCGUGCUUUUAGGCAGAGGAAACGGAAGACGGCGUAAACGAAGCAAGCAAGAUCGCAUUGGCCGCGCAGGCGACUGGCAGCAUCUCUGGCGUUCGCAUAUGGACCCU